AUAUAUGACAAAUCCGAGUUUAGUCAAUUAUAAAUUGAAAUUGAACUAUAAAUAUUCGUUGUUAAAUAAAAAAUUCAAUUAAUUUAUCUAUUUAAUAAUAAUAUGAAUUUAUUUAUUUAUAAAAGAAGAAUAAUCAGAUUUAAAUUAUUUCUCAGAUCAAUAUUUUCAUAUAUGUUUUCAAUUAUAUCAUAAACAACGUUCGAAUUAAUGUCUAUAUGUUGUAAUGCUUGGAAAAAUAAUCAAACAAUAUAAUAAAUUCUAAAUAGAUUUAAUUCAAGGUGAUUAUAAAUGAGUAACUAGAAUUGAUGCAUAUGAUUUAUUUUUAUAUUGAGUUUAAAGUGAUGCCUUUUUCUUUAAAUAUAAUAUAUGAAUUUAUUUUAAAAUCAACGCAUUAAACAAUGACUUAGAUCGAUAUGCAUUUAAAUUGAAUUUAGAUAUUAAUUUAAAUCAUUUUCUCUAUUUAUUUAUUUAAGAUAAAUUAUUUAAAUAUUUCGUAUAUUUUAUUAUGAUUAAAUAAAUCUGAUAGUUGAAAAAGAAAACAAUUAUCUAUGAUAUUAUAAUAAAUGUUUAAUAAGAGUAUUAUCUAAAGUAAUCUUUUCACAUAUUGAUUAUUUAUUUUAAAUAUUUUCAUCUAAUUUUAUAUUAUUCUACCGACUAAAUCAAUAUCAAAAUUGAUUAAUUAAUCUUCUUAUUGAACUUAAUAGAAAAUUCUAUCAAUUUACUAAACAAUUGUUAACAUUCUUCCAUUUCUAAGUUAACUUCGAUGAUUUUUAUCAGUUAUAUAGAAUCAACUUUGAUUUGAGGGUGUGGGUGUGAGUAUGAGUAAAGAGAGCAAUGACAUUCGCAGCCACACCUACACCCCAGAUACACACGCAUAUCCACACCCUUCUAUUGCAUUAUUAUUCCUUGUGUUAAUAAAAUGCAAAAAAAUUUAAAAAAUUAUGAAUUAAUAUUCGGUUACGCAAGUCAUAUAUUGAAACGAGCGAGAUUAAAUUAAAAAAACAAAAAAAUCAAGAAUCGUAUGAUUACUGAUUAAAAUAUUUUAAUAUUUAGUGCAAUUGAUAAACAAUUGAAUAACUCGUAAAUGUGUUUUAUUAUCAAUAUUGAAUGUGGCUUUAUUUCAACGUAGUAGUAUUUUUAUAAAUAAUUCAUAUUCAAUCUAUACUCUUUUGUUGGCUUAUAUUUGUUGCUUUUCGAAUACAUUAUCAGUAAGAAAAAAACAAAAUUUAUGUUUUUUCCUAUAUGAUUUAUAAUUCGUAUAAUAGUUAUCAGUUUUCUUUAUUGCUUUUGGAUCAUUAUGUGGAUGGAUUUAUGUUGGUGUACUUGGCUAAUUAUGUGACUUAGUAUUGCUUUUUGUUCGUAAAUUAUUUUAUAUUGUUAAGUAUUCCAAUAGCUAUUGAUAUUGUAUUUCGUCAUCAACAUUAUAUUGAUUUUAUAAAAUGGAGUAUCGUAUCUGGUUUAAUAACAUUAAUUCCAUUAACUUUAAUUGAUUGA
Rotaria sp. Silwood1 is the source of this 1494-nucleotide messenger RNA. The record is from the annotation of a GenBank genome assembly. NCBI's taxonomy places the organism in Eukaryota, Metazoa, Rotifera, Eurotatoria, Philodinida, Philodinidae.